Messenger RNA from Actinia tenebrosa (Australian red waratah sea anemone), 621 nucleotides. RefSeq lists its product as uncharacterized. The record is from RefSeq and is a predicted model, not a curated record. NCBI's taxonomy places the organism in Eukaryota, Metazoa, Cnidaria, Anthozoa, Actiniaria, Actiniidae.
CUACAAAGAUCAUCUCAUCAAAUGAAACAAUGUGAAAAAUGGGAGUCUAAACCCCUUCAUGGCCAGUACAUCAGGCAAAUCAACAAAGCAGAUGUCGACAAACAGAGAACGCACAGUUGGUUAAAAGGAACAGGUUUGAAGUCAGAGACAGAGGGGCUUAUUAUAGCAGCACAAGACCAGACGCUGCCUACAAGGUAUUACGAGAAUAAGAUCAUGGGAAAAGAUGUUAAUACUAAAUGCAGAAUCUGCGGUGAUUACGACGACACUGUCGACCACAUCAUAUCUGGAUGUCCUGUUCUUGUUCACUGGAAACUGUGCAAGCAAUAUGGAUUUACUGUCUGCAUAAAAUGGUAUGAGCAUGAACCUGAAAAAGUAAUGGACAACGACACAGCAACAAUCCUAUGUGACAUGCAAGUACAUACGGACAGAACCAUCACAGCUAAUAGACCCGACAUUAUAGUGAAGAACAAAGUAGAGUAACGAUGUUCCUUGAUAGACGUGUCAAUCCCAGCAGAACGAAAUGUGCCCUUAAAACAAGUAGAAAAGCUCUCAAAGUACAAAGAUCUAGAAAUAGAAAUAAAAAAAUGUGGGGUAUGGAAACAAAAACCAUACCUAUUGUCA